Ruditapes philippinarum (Manila clam) is the source of this 3858-nucleotide messenger RNA. RefSeq names its product DNA-binding protein SMUBP-2-like. The record is from RefSeq and is a predicted model, not a curated record. The coding region runs from base 1 to 3573 and encodes 1190 amino acids. NCBI's taxonomy places the organism in Eukaryota, Metazoa, Mollusca, Bivalvia, Venerida, Veneridae. Gene Ontology annotation, molecular function: ATP hydrolysis activity; zinc ion binding; ATP binding. The transcript has 18 exons.
AUGGGUUCGACUGACGAUACAGAAAAUGAUCUCCACUUGACACUAGAUACUGCAAUUUUUCCGAAAGGAACAGUCAGUGCUAGAACUGUAAGUGCCAUCACAAGCAGGAUUGACAGCAGAGGUGCAAAGUAUUUCAUCGAAAACGAAUCAGCUUCUAUUGUUAUACAAGUAAAAGCAGAGGAUGUACCAGAAGAUUUUGGAGUUGAUUAUCUUACAGGCGAUACACAUACAAAGGAUGACGAGGAACAUGUCACCUUCGAAGAAGAUGACGACGAGGGGGAAGAUGAAAGAUCACCUCAUCAUCAAAAACAGAGACAGAAAAAGGAAGAAACCCACAAAACUUUAAAUAUUAGGAAAAAAACUAGAAUUUCCGUAGAAAGUUUUGUUUCUAAGACACUUCAACUUCUGGAAAAAGAGAGGACCUCAGAAAUUGAAGAGACAAGGUCAUUGACAGAGAAGUUACCAUCAAAAGAGCUUCAGCGUAGAGGUGUGUGCCUGUUGAAGCUACAUAUAAGCAGUAGGAAGACAGGCCUGUUUGGCAGAGUUAUCAUCAGUUUUGAGACCCAUCUUGAAGCCCUUCCUUCCCACAGCUUCUCACCAGGUGAUAUCAUUGGUUUAAACACAUCACAGGGAGACAACCAAUCAGACAGCCUUGGAUCAGGUCUUGUGACUAAAGUUAGCCAAUCAGCUGUCAGUGUAGCAUUUGAUGAGUCACAAGACCUCUUUUCAUUGGAUGAUGGGCCUAGUGUUUAUUACAAACUAACAAAACUGGCUAAUGAUGUCACUUAUAAAAGGCUAAAGAGAACUCUAGGAAAUCUGUCAAAGGUUCAGCAUGGGGAGUGUGCAAACUUGGUGUCUGUGCUUUUUGAUGAACAGCCCCUCUCGCCUCCAAACAAUAUACAAGACUUGAAGUUUAUAAAUGAGAAUCUAGAUGAAUCGCAACAAGAUGCCGUCCAGUUUGCUCUGGCACAGAAAGAGUUAGCAGUGGUUCACGGGCCACCAGGUACAGGGAAAACUACGACAGUUAUUGAGAUUAUACUACAGGCUGUUAAACAUGGAAAUAAGAUAUUAGCCUGUGCACCAUCAAACAUUGCUGUAGAUAAUCUUGUAGAGAGACUCGCUCGGAGUAAACAUAAAAUCGUACGUCUAGGUCAUCCCGCCAGAUUGUUACCACACAUACAGAAAUAUUCACUGGAUGCUAUCCUGUCUACGAGUGAUGAGACCAAACUAGUAGAGGAUGUGAGGAAAGAUCUUGAUAAAACUUUGUCAGGACUGAAGAAAGCUAGAAAUAAAGGUGAAAAACAGAAACUUAGGGAAGAGAUGAAAUCUUUGCGUAAAGAGUUACGCCAGCGUGCGGACGCUGCCACUAGAGACAUUCUGAAACGAGCAGAUGUUGUAUUGGUCACCCUAACUAGUGCUACAGAUGAUGGACCAAUGAAAUUGCUGGAAGAAAGUCAUUUUGAUGUGACAAUUAUUGAUGAAGUGUCACAAGCUAUGGAAGCAGCCUGCUGGAUCCCGCUUUUAAGAACAAAGAAAUGUAUUCUAGCUGGGGACCAUCUACAGUUACCUCCUACUAUACUCUCAAAUGAAGCCGCUAAAGGAGGUCUUGCUGUGACCUUGAUGGAACGUGUUCUUGACCUUCAUGGUGACAAGGUCAUGAGAAUGUUGACAACACAAUACAGGAUGAAUGAGAAGAUCAUGCAGUGGUCAUCAAAAGAAUUGUACGAGUCCAAAUUGAUUGCUCAUGAUUCUGUGAAACAUCAUUUGCUGAGGGAUUUGCCAGGUAUUACUGAAAAAGAGACUAGCUUGCUACCAUUAUUGUACAUAGACACUGCUGGUUGUGACCUACAGGAACUUGAUUUGCCCGAGGAAAUCUCUAAAGGAAAUGAAGGUGAGGCAGAUAUUGUUGCUGUGCAUGUUGAGAAGUUGUUGGCUUGUGGUGUACAGCAGGAAGAUAUUGCAGUUAUUGCCCCUUACAACCUUCAGGUAGAACUUGUUAGGCUGAGACUUGCCAGUAAAUACCCAAAGAUAGAGGUUAAAUCUGUGGAUGGAUUUCAAGGCAGAGAGAAGGAAGCUGUUAUUAUCUCCCUUGUUAGGAGUAAUACAAGAGGUGAGGUUGGUUUCCUGUCUGAGAGACGAAGAAUCAAUGUUGCUGUAACUCGAGCCAGGCGCCAUUUAGCAGUUAUUGGCGACAGUGAGACAGUAUGCAAGGACAAUUUCCUUUGCACAUUGAUAGAAUAUCUUAAUCAAGAGGCAGAAGUACAGACAGCACAGCAGUAUUUGGAUGAUGGGGUAUUACAGCAAUGUGAUGUAAGCAGACCAGAGCAUCUUGAUGAUCUAAUGGCACUUUCAAAGAAGCAGGGCUCAGAUAAAGGGGCCAGGCCAAAGUCACAUAAACAACAAACAAAUCCUAAACAGCACUCUGAUAGAAAUAAAAAAGAAUUUCACCCACAUGAAGCUAAUAAAAAAUUCAGCAAACAAAAUCAGGCCGAGGAUGAAAGUAGGCUAAAAGAGUUGGAGGAAGAAAUUGAAUUGUUUAUUUCUAAUCAACAUGCAGAUGUUUUAGAAUUUCCAAGCUCAUUGUCUGGGAGAGAGAGAUUUCUAGUCCAUGAGAUUGCAGAGAAGCAUGGUCUUGCGCAUACAAGCAAAGGUAUAGGAGAAGAUAGAUUUAUUGUGGUAACAAAACCUGGUAAAUCAUUGUUGGCUGAAUCAGAUAUUCAAAGUGAUGAAAAGGAAGAUGCUGUAAGAAACACUGUUGAAAUGGAUAACAGACAUGUAGAUGAGGAUAUUGAUGAAAGUAAGAGCAAAGGAAAUAAAAAGAAAAAGAAGAAAAAUAAAGAAAAUAUAGAAGUGAAUGUUGAAGAUAGCAUUAAUAAUAGUGGAAAUGAAGAGCUACUUGAUGCAUCUUUGAAAAAUAGCAAUAAUAAUUGUGGAAAUAAAGAGCUAGUUGAUGAACCUUUGAACAAUGGUGAUAUAUCUGCAAAAGAUUUUAAUGAGGCAAAGGAAUUCAUAGGAGCUCCCAUUUCUGAUGGUAAAAUUGUCUGUGGUAUUUGUAAAAAGGAUGUACUCAAAGCAAAUCUGCAACUGCAUGAAAUUCAUUGUGCUAGGAAGGAAAAAGAUAUGAGAAUGAAAAGGGAAGAGAUGGAAGUAAAAGACAAGCAGAAGAAAGAUGUAUCCAAGUCAACAAAGCACCGGAAAUUUGAUAAAGAACUAGCAGAAAGAGUGGAAAAGGUUGAUAAAGAUGACAUAGACGCUUUGAUUGCAACAGUUCAAAAUAUGGACAACUUUUGCUGUUUCAAGAAGUGCAAAACCAGUGUCCAGACACUUUUUCAAGUAUGUUCACAUUGUCAAGGAAGAUACUGUAUGUCGCAUCAUAUUCCAGAGGUACAUGGAUGUGGGGAAGCAGCACGGGCUCAAGCCCGAACUAGAAUAAGUAAAGAUGGUGUCCUGUAUAGAGGUAGUGGGGUACCAGAAAAAAGACCAGAUGCAACAAAGAAAGCUCAUUUACAAAGAAAGUUAGAUUCAAAAUUAACAGAACUUUCUGCUAAAAGGAAAGGAAAGCCGAAAAAGUGAUCUUGAACUAGUCUCUGUGAUGAUAUUUAUUUAAGUAUUUAUUAAAUCUUAGAUGAUAUUUAAUUAUUUAUUAAAUCUUAGAUGAUAUGUAAUUAUUUAUUGAUCAAAUCUAUGAUUUUUAUUUACAUAAAUAUAUUUAUUUAUUGAAAAGAGGCAAAAAGGAUUAGUGUAAAAAAAAGUGAAGGUGUUGUAAUGCCAUUGACCGUCAGUUAACCCUUGGUUAGCCUUUUUCGUUAAGUUCUCAUUUAUGGUCAUUAAAGUCAAUGCUUAGUACAUUGGAACUAC